UCUGAGUUCAUAAUCCGUUCUUCCGAGCUUUUUCUGUUGCAGAGACCUUCAGGCUAAGCAAACCAGAGCAGGGCAAUGCACGGGUCUGUGCCUUGAGCGACAAACCAGAAAAUGAUCAGAACAGGGAGAGAGCUUUUGCUCGGACUUCUUCUGGUUUGUGUCUUCUCUUCCUCUCCUGCUCAGGGAUGUAAUAUCACAAAAGAAUGCUGUGAGAAGAAAAUUAACGUCACUGAGUGUUCUAACGACUUCAAAGCAAAUGUCAAUAGUUCUCUAUCCACCAUAAAGGAGAGCGAUGACGUGACUCUAGAAUGCUCCCACAACAUCCCUGCUCUGAACUUGAGCUAUGAAUGGUUCUGGAAUGACAAAAAAAUUGUCGAAGAUAAAGACAAAUAUGAUCAUGUCAAUAACAAAACAUUAAUUUUGAAAAAAGUCCUUUCAAGCAGAAAGGGCGAUUACAAAUGCUUUGUGACCACCUCAUGUGGCAGCUGUGAAUCCGAGCCAUAUCAUCUCGAAAUAGAGAACAACUCAAUCGUGAUCAUAAUUGUCUGUGGGGUUGCGGCUUUGGCCCUUAUCCUAAUAAUGGGGGUGGCUAUGAAGAUUAAGCUUAAAAAUGACAAGGUUCAACACAAGGAGAGAAUGAAGCAGAGGGCAGAGCAGAGGGCACAAGAUGCACAGAAUGCUGGUCCAAUCCCAUUUUCCAGAGGAUACUGAAGAAAAUGGCCUUUUGCAUAUAACUGUGAUGGAUUCUAAGCUUCCUGUCCUGUCAAUGAACUUUUUCUGUUUCCUUCUGUAAAUAAAGUCUCCAGUUUCACUUGGUGUCACUGUUGGGGGAUAAGAAAUUCAAAGUUAAAGAACACAUCAGUUGUUUUUUUCUCUCUUUUUUCUCAGAUUGUAUAUUUCUGAAAAGGUUACUGUUAACAUUCUCACUAGAUGUUUGCAAAAACCCCAGUAAUAAACAAAAACCUUGAUUUACAAUGUUAAUGUGAAUUGAAAUAGCAUAGAGUUAAUAUAUUGAAUGGAAGAGGUGCAAAUAUAAAUAAAGAGCUAAAAAUCUAA
Messenger RNA from Poeciliopsis prolifica (blackstripe livebearer), 1056 nucleotides. Its product is annotated as allergin-1-like. The transcript has 7 exons. The coding region runs from base 112 to 711 and encodes 199 amino acids. Lineage: Eukaryota; Metazoa; Chordata; Actinopteri; Cyprinodontiformes; Poeciliidae. The record is from RefSeq and is a predicted model, not a curated record.